UCCCAGUUGAUGGCGGUAAUCUGUAAACUAAAAUACCAUAGAAGAAGAAGCAGCAGCAGCAGCUAGCUGGUUCCGAGGUUCGUUGAGUUCAGUGAGAAGCAGAGAACCAUGGCCUACCAGCUGUACCGGAACACCACGCUGGGAAACAGCCUCCAGGAGAGUCUGGACGAACUCAUCCAGACCCAGCAGAUAACCCCCCAGCUGGCCCUGCAGGUCCUGCUGCAGUUCGACAAGGCCAUCAACGCGGCGCUGGCCAGCCGGGUCCGGAACAGGGUCAACUUCAGGGGCUCCCUGAACACCUACAGGUUCUGUGACAAUGUGUGGACGUUUGUUCUGAACGACGUGGAGUUCAGGGAGGUGACGGAGCUGGUGAAGGUCGACAAGGUCAAGAUCGUCGCCUGCGAUGGAAAGAACUCGGGUUCCAACGCUGCAGAGUGACGCUCCUCCAUCAGCCGGACUGUACAUAUAAUUUAUACAGCAGUUACUCUGUGUGUGUGUGUGUGGGGGGGGGGGGGGGUGUUUUUUAUUCAUAUCAGGAUGUGUGUGUUCCGUUUGUCGAAGCAUCUUUAAUAAUAAAAGU
This is a messenger RNA of Cyprinodon variegatus (sheepshead minnow), 580 nucleotides long. RefSeq names its product general transcription factor IIA 2 (gene gtf2a2). Gene Ontology annotation, cellular component: transcription factor TFIIA complex. Lineage: Eukaryota; Metazoa; Chordata; Actinopteri; Cyprinodontiformes; Cyprinodontidae. Bases 109 to 438 code for a protein of 109 amino acids. The record is from RefSeq and is a predicted model, not a curated record. Gene Ontology annotation, biological process: RNA polymerase II preinitiation complex assembly; transcription initiation at RNA polymerase II promoter. Gene Ontology annotation, molecular function: RNA polymerase II general transcription initiation factor activity; TBP-class protein binding. The transcript is spliced from 4 exons.